Messenger RNA from Paramecium tetraurelia, 1323 nucleotides. RefSeq lists its product as uncharacterized. The transcript has a single exon. NCBI's taxonomy places the organism in Eukaryota, Ciliophora, Oligohymenophorea, Peniculida, Parameciidae. The record is from RefSeq and is a predicted model, not a curated record.
AUGCAAUCAAGGGAAUCAAGGUUAUCAUAGAGAGCAUUUUCAUCGAACUCUCCAACUAUGAGUAGUGCUUAUGCCUCAGCUAUGAAGAGUAUGCAGGAUAAAUUGAGGAAUGACAAUUAUAGGAAAUCAAUUGAUUUGUCUCCUUAAGAUAUCAUCAUUGAAUAACUUAAAUAAUAAGUAAACGAAUUGUCAGUUGAAAAUGAUCGUCUUUAAAUGCAAUUAAUGAAAGUUUCUUAAGAAAUGGAGAUGAACAAUAGAGCCACUUCAUAAAUAGAGUUGUUACAAGUUGAGAGAUUAUAACAUCUAAAGGAUUAUCAAGAGAGAGUAUCAGAAUUGAUAAGGAAGAAUGAAGAGCUUAAACACGAUAAGCAUGAAAUCCAAAUGUCAUUAGAGAGUCUUUAGAGAUAAUUGUAGGCAUAUAAAAGUAAUGAAAAAGGGUUGUUGCAUAAAGUUGAAAUGAAGAAAUUCGAAGAAAAUUCAAUACUAUUGAAUACUGUUUAGGAAUAUAAGCAAAAGAUCGAUAUCAAGGACAACAUCAUUAAAAAACUAGAAAAAAGAGUAGAAUAUUUAGAAUUAGAGAAAUAAAAAGUAGAAUAAGACUUUGAUAAUUACAAAUAAAAGCAUUCAACAUUUAAGUAACAUGAAUUCGAAAAACAAAUAUCGAAUCUCAAAUACUAAUUGGAUGAGAAAGAUAGAGUUUACUUAAAAAAUAUUGAUGAAGCUCAAUCCAAUAGACUCUGCAGAGAAGAAUAGAUGGCGAAAAGAAUUCAAGAGUUGAGUGUGAAGAGUUCUGAGUAUCAAGAUAUUAUCUAAUAACUAACUAUAGACUAUAAAGAUUUAAACGUUAAAUAUCAGUCUCUGAAGAUUAAAUUGGAAUAAGAGGAGAAGAGUCACAAAUAUUUAAAAAGAAGAAUAUCUAGAUAAGAAGAAACAGAAUUUAAUUAGGGAUACAGAGAAUAGAGGACAAUUAGUAAAUUAAACUUAGAUCAAAUCUCUCCUACACUUCCCAGUCCCAGAGAUGAUCAAAGUUUAAGAUAGAGUCAAUUAAAGUAAGCAAUUCGAGAUUGUUUAGUGGAUAUGAAGAAUUCAGGAUAUAGUCCUGAUAAAAAGAUUGAUUCAAGAAAAAGAUUAAUAUCUCCAUUAUCACCUCAAUAACAUAGUGAGAUUGAAGCUAAAUUAAAGAAUUUAAAUGAAAAAUAUGAAAAUUUAAUUCGUUAAGCUUAGCGAGAGAGUGAUUUCAAAAAUAAAGCAGUUAUCAGAAAAUAAUUGUUGGAAAUAGCUGAAUAGAUGAAGGAGACUACUAAGAUUGAUAAAAUAAACUGA